Dicentrarchus labrax (European seabass) is the source of this 5570-nucleotide messenger RNA. RefSeq names its product apical junction component 1 homolog (gene ajm1). The record is from RefSeq and is a predicted model, not a curated record. Gene Ontology annotation, biological process: cell-cell junction organization. The coding region runs from base 305 to 3574 and encodes 1089 amino acids. The transcript is spliced from 2 exons. Gene Ontology annotation, cellular component: plasma membrane; apical junction complex. Lineage: Eukaryota; Metazoa; Chordata; Actinopteri; Moronidae.
AGAGAGAGGCAGGGUGGGUUGUGGUUGCGGCCACGUACAGUAGAUGUGGAUGGUGCAGCGGGGUUGCGCAGCAAUCCACCAACCAUGUAACGUUAGGGAGGAGGAGAGUCUGACCAAUAAGGCGGAUAUUGCAGCUUUACCUUUUGCACAUGUCCGAUGUCGUCAUUGGGAAACCACUAACGCACUGCCUCGUAUCACAUCCCCGGCAAAAAAAAUGGAUAAGCCCAGGCUGGGAGUCAGGACUGAUGCGGCAACAUCAACAUUAAAGCAACUUGAUGGAGAAAACUAGAGGAGUCCCUUUAAGAUGACACGCACAGACCCGCUUGACAUACUGGUAUCAACUGUGCAUCAAGAGAUAAAACUGGUCCCCAUUUCUUCACACUACAAGACCUUGCAACCCUCCAAACAAUGUGAUUCUGUAAAUUACAGCACACUGGAGGACAGUAAGAGCAAAGUCAAUAAGAGGCACUGCCGUACCUUUGACUAUAAGUCAUUGGAGUACCCCAAAUCACAAAUGGAGUCCCCAUACAGGAAGACUGAUAGGCAUGCAGCCAACCCAGAAGUUGCCUGGAAUGCCUUGGGCCGCCAGCAGAGAUAUCGCUUUUCUGCUCCAGACAUUUUCAGCCAUAGGUUAACUCCUCAACCAAUGUCUGCAGAGAUGGCCAGUGAGGUAGUUGUCCCUGAACAGAAAAGAAGGACCAGGUCAAAAAGUGCCCCUCGGGUCCAGACUAGUCUCACCCCUGUGUCUUUUGAAGGGUCCUCAUCUUCGGGGAGGAAGGGCAGGGAGCCCCAAAGGGCUCCAAGAGACUCUCGCUGGAGACCAGAAGUAUCCCCGCGUAGGGAGUCCUCCUAUGCAGCAACUAGGGCUCAUAUGCAUGAGGUCCAUCCCAUUAAGUUACAGCCUCAAAUGAGUGACAGCAGUAAAUAUUCACCUCACUAUUCUGCUGAUAAUUCUGAGGAUGGAGGGCUGGAUAAACCAGCAACUAGUCCUCAUGUCAGGUGUCGGGUGGACAUCAAACCUGAUGAUGCAGCAUUACAUCAUUCAGGACGAAAACAGGCUACACCUCAAGUGGACAUACCCUGGCAAAGGCACCACAGUGGGGGGAGUAGGAGUCUGACUGUGCCACGUCAUUUCUCCUACUCUAGAACACCAACUCCAACUGAUUCAUUAGGUACAGAGAGCAGGCAAGCUUAUCAAUAUUCCCGCAGCAUGCCAAAUAGUUACAUACAACCCAUGGAAAUUCCCUUGCAAAGAAUGCCUUCAUCAGGUGAUUACUAUGGUCGGGAACGCAGAGCUCAUUCCAGUCCUAAUGUGCCAACCAAGUUCUUUUAUGCAGAUGAUCCAGGGAGAUAUGUUACUACUGCUCCACCUCAGCCAAGUUCUUACUUUCAUGAUGAACGUUACACACCAGGACAAACAUAUACUCCAAAGGUACAAUAUGUGCAAGAUCCAAGGACUCGAAUGGUGCAUGCUGUAGCUACAAGACCUUAUUAUCCUGAGAUGGAGACCUAUCCAUACUCUGUGCAGACAGGGUAUCCCAAACCCUAUGCAGCAAAUGAACCAGGGCCAUACAUCAUACAGACACCUCCAACAAGAAUAUUUUAUGGGGAUGAUCCAAGGACUUAUCAAAUCCAGACUGCUCCGCCAAGGUUUUAUUAUUCCAGCGACAUGUAUGCAAUGCCGCCAGAACAUCAUAUCCCAGCAAGGGCGUAUUACACGGAGGGCCGAAGACAUGCUAGAGUCAUUCAGGCACAAACAGAUGACUGGUAUGGCUCAGAUGCAUCUGGUUACUCCACCAAUCCUGCCUCUUAUGUAUCUCAAGUCACUCCAACCAGAGUCCGUCAAGAGCCUGUGUUAACUCCCUGGUAUGCCAACCCAUGUGUAGAACCUCAAAGAAUUGGCACAGAUUCCAAAUCUUACUCAAGGUCCUGGGACAAUAUUCUCAACUCUCGUGUAGAGAGGGAACAACCUCUUCCUGUACAGCGGGGUCAGAGCUAUGAUGAUCUUCUUGAAUCCAGGAAGCCUGCAGCAGCCACAGGUGACAAACCACAACCAGUGGUAGUCAAUCUCUCCAGUUCACCAAGACGCUAUGCAGCCUUAUCAAUGUCUGAUAACUCACUAAUUGACAAAAGCCCAACAGAGACAUCAAAGAGCACUACUGGUAAACUCUGGUUUGUGACUCCUGAGAUAACAAUCACUGAUAAUGACAUUCGACCAGGAAAAUUUAAUAAGGCUGAGGGACGGUCUGCCAGUUGGGACAUUCUUGACUCCAGAAACAUUGACGGUCCAGAACUGUCUCAGCGUGAUUUUCAAAGCUCAACCAAAGAGAAGACACAUGACAAUGCCUCACUACAGCAAAGCCUUGAACAACUUGAUGAGCUUCUGGCAGAUCUUGUGACUGAUUACAAACCACCCAGUAGAAGAGCAAGUGAGGACAUUCUGGAUCAACUAAAGAAGUUAAUUGAUGAGGAAGAAGCAGUAUCUCUGUCCAGAAAGAGCUCAAGGGCAGGUGCGGAUGAACCAGCACCUCUUGACAAGCAGCCGACCUCAAUAAGAAUGAAUCCUGAUGCUUUUCGAGACAUGGACGGGACCAGUGAUGCAAUGAAGAGUGCAGAUGAGUGCUCUCCAGAUCAGAGCCCAGAUGAGGACGAUACAAUGAUGUGCUCUAACAACAAAUGCCGGAGGACAGAGACCCUGUUCAAUGCUUGCCUGUAUUUUAAAUCCUGUCACAGUUGCUAUACUUACUACUGCUCUCGUAACUGUCGCAGGGAGGACUGGGACAUUCACAAAGAAAGCUGCCUGUAUGGAAGGAUUGGCAGCACAUGUCGUCACAUCAUCAAACACUGCCGGGAGACUGUUGAAGUUCACAAAGCCUUCUCCCGUAUUGCCAAAGUUGGCUACCUUUCUCGAGGUAGAGGAGUUCUCUUCCUUGGUUUUCCAAACCCUGCAUCAUCCAGUAACUUCCUGCAGUAUGGCCUGGAUAGUCUACUUAUGUCUCCUACAUACCUGUCCCUCCGAGAGCUUGAAAGCUUCAAGGACAACCUAGGGGAGUACUGUAAGGAGCUGCAGGAAGCUGGUAAAGAGUAUGACCCAAACGAAUGUUUCAUCUUGAAUGUAUCUAUUGCUGUCGGUGAGCAAUUACCUGAUGGGCCAUCACCAAGGAACCAAGCUCCAACUGUCAGAAAAUAUGCAAAGGUAGCACUGGCUUCCUUCAGCCCAGAGAGAAAGGUUCACAAGAAAGAGAGUGACAUGGAAACGCUGAUCCUCACUCCACCCCCAGGAACAGCAGAUAUCGACAAAGAGGGAGAGGAAGGCAGGAAGGCCAGGGAAAUCUGUUUUAUCAAUAUACAACGGGAGUUAAGGAUUCGAGGGGUUUUCUUGCGCCACGAAUACCCACAGGUGUAUCAGCAGCUCUGUGAAUUUGUGGAAAGCAACAGAAGGUUCACACCCACAACUAUAUAUCCCAUUGAUAAGAGGACCGGUAAACAAUUUAUGUGCAUGAUUAUGGCUGCCUCUGAGCCCAGGACUUUGGACUGGGUAGGCACGCCACAUCUCCUUGAUGACAUUAUUUAAGUGCACCCUUUGUUGUAAAUAUAUAUGUAUAGAAAUACAUAUAUAUUGUUACACAUAUUUAUAUAUCAAUCCAAUUACAAACAUUUGUAGAUAAGUAUUUUGUUAUCAAGAUUAUAUAUAUUCAUGUCUGCUUGGUCAGUAUUAUUCUUUUUCAGAAUAUUUCCUGUCAGGUGCAGAAUGAGUACAGUGCAUUAUUUAUUUUAAUCUUUUUAACAAGUACAUACUUUUUAUCCACCACAAGUCAUUUAUCUGUAUCCUGGUCAUUUGCUGUUACAUUCCCUUUGGUAGGGAUUACCUAAGCUGACAUUUUGGUAUUUUGAUUUUUUCAAAUUAUUAGCAACAACUGUAUGUUCUUCUAAACGUAUAGCCUCUUUAAAUGGGAGAGUCAAUUUCUGUAAGCGAGUACAACAUGACUAUUUUUCAUACGUGACUUUAAUGGUAUAUCAGGCGGAAAAUAUUGAACAUUAUUUUCUUAGCUACGUAAAUACUUUCUAUGCAAAGUUGCUUCAUGAGUUAAGUACCACAUUCCUGUAGAAGGAGUUGUUUCUGUUAUAUAUUAUAUUAUAUUAUAUUAUACACAUCUGUAAAGAAAGUUUUUGUUGAAACUGAGAUAAAAUGUUGGAAGUUUUGGUGGCAACGUAAAUCCUCAUCAUAAAUAUGAUAAAAACUUAAAAAGAGAAAGGUGUGCUACUUAAAACAUCUAUUUAAAAAACAGGCACACAAAUCUUAUUGUUGCGUAUGUAGGAGUCUAUACUGAGAGUUAACGUGUGAGUGUACUUUGGAGACAGGCUAAAUUCAGUAGUUCUUAAAUUCUACGCUGCAGAAUUACUGGAGCACUACUGGACUUGAAAGUGACCUCCACAAUGGAUAUUAAAAUGGUGCCAGUUACCAGCCACACAGUAGGUGUUGGCCUGUACUGUUUAGUUUUAAACACUGUGAAUAGUGAGAGUUAUCUACUACAAAAACAGAACUUGGUAUAAUACCAAGAAAUCAUGCAAUUUCCUAUAACACUGAAGUUGAUGAGUUGUAUUUUUAGAUAUAUUUACAAAUAAAAAUAUAAGAAUUAGCAGCAGGAGUUAUUGUCCUUAGAACAAGGUGAGCCAGAUUUGGCACAGUAGCUAUACAUGCUUGAAGAAGACAUUAGUUGUGUAUUUGUGCUGCACUAGAUUUAUUACGUGUGAUUUAUAUUGUCCUUUUUUGUUUUAGCAAAUCAGAACCCUUGCGUUGCUCAUUGGUUGCAGAAGUUUUACAAACAUAUAUCAAUGCAACUUAGCCAUGUUGCCUCAUCUCUUCAGAUACAGUACAUUUCUUGAUUUAGUUUUUUAGUGUCCUAAAUCCUAAAUUCCCUGCCAGCACACUGACAAUGAUUUGAAACUUACAGUUGAGUAGAAAAAAAUCAACAGUCUAGCUGUUAUGCCAAUAUCCAAACUAUUUAAAAAAAUGGUUUGACUGACACCAUUUGACAAAUGACUCAACAUAUCUGAAAUAAUUUGUCACUCAGUAAAUGUUGAAUAAGCUGUUUCCCCCCCUUAUUAAUCAUUGUUCUUCAUAUCAACUUUUAUCCUUGUGAUAUCAGCUUUCCUUAGAGUUUGUAAGACAAAGUACAGUGAAACUUGAAGCACAUAUAUAUUUGAAAAUCAGUUUCAUUGGGUUACACUUGUUUGGUUGACAGGACGUGUUGUACAGAUUCAGUGAAAAGUUGCUGGCUGCAUGUGGCGCUGUUUUCUAUGCUCUGAUCUCAUUUUAACAUGACAUUGAUGAUAGUAAUUGCUCGAUGAAUGGAUUUGUGAAAGUGAAAACUACUAUGCUGUGUAAGAAAAAAUAAAUGAAUUUUCCAUUUUUGUUAGUCAUUUCAGUUAAAAUAACGUGUCAAAAGCAAUGAAGAAGAGACCUCACUAAAAUGUCUAGUAAUCUUGUAUUUUUUUAUACUUUCAACAUAUGUGUCUGAGUGUGUCUAUUUAUAAACCAUAUCUAAUAAAUGGAAUGGGAACUCUGA